Molecule: messenger RNA, 630 nt
Organism: Aspergillus wentii DTO 134E9
Lineage: Eukaryota; Fungi; Ascomycota; Eurotiomycetes; Eurotiales; Aspergillaceae
Exons: 2
Coding region: 1-513 (170 amino acids)
Cellular component (GO): signal peptidase complex; membrane
Molecular function (GO): serine-type endopeptidase activity
Source: RefSeq, a predicted model, not a curated record
AUGAAAACACGACGCCUCCUCACCGAAGCAUUCCCCGUCCUCUGGGCCAUCGCAUCCAUCUUCAUGGCCUGGAAAGCUCUCUGCGCACUCACCGGCACAGCACACCCCAUCAUGGUCGUCACCUCCGAGUCCAUGUCACCGGCCUUUCACCGGGGCGAUCUGAUUCUCCUCUGGAACCGAAAGGAGCAAAUCCAGGCAGGUGAUAUCCCUGUCGUCUGGUUUCCUGGCCGGCCAUUACCGAUGGUUCACCGUGCCAUCAAGGUAUCGCAGGAUGUUGACAAUCAUGGUCUAUCUAGACAAGUGAUUCUGACAAAAGGCGAUAAUAACGUUGCGGAUGACGUCGGGCUGUAUCCUGGUCGACGGACGUUUGUGUAUCGCGACGAGAUCAUCGGGUUAGUACGAGGCUAUGUGCCUAGUCUUGGAUGGGCGAGUUUGGUGGUGAAGACUUACCCGUGGGUGAUGCAGGGGGCGAGUGUUGCUGUUGCGGUGGGAAUGGUGUGCUGGAUGGUAUGACGGAUUGUGUCCGUAAAAGCGGAAUGAAGGAUUACUGUGAUAUGACUGUUUGUAAUUGGUAUCAAGAGUAGUUUCUGAAUCAGAUGCUGUAGAUCAAGUAUACGAGAUAUACUCCGC